GAUCACACAACAGACAUGUUGAAACUAUUUGUUUUCGUGUUAUUUGUAACUCAGAGUUUAUCAAUUGACUUGACCAUCCAGCCAUAUGGUCAUGGUUCUGAAGUUGUGGAAGCUGUAGUUAGUUUGAUACGCGAGAACUGUAUCUUACCUAAUGAUAACCUACUUCUAAGACGUCUUGCUUAUGUUGAAUCUCGGGAUGGAACCCUCCCGUUUGCAGCCGAAUAUUUUGGUGGAAUUUGGCGGAUUGAUGAAGACAUGUUCUUGAAGACUAAACAGAAAACACCAACGCUUACUCCACUGCAUGCCAUCAUACAACAAAAGUUUAACAGGGAUUGGUCACUUGUUCCAUGGCAUGAACUAGUUAAACCUCUUUACUCCGGGCUAGCCGCAGCACUGUAUAUCGCGCAGAGUGUUAAUGGAAUUGUACCUCAAAAUGUAGAAGAGCAAGGAGCGUAUUGGGAAACUGAUUAUCGUAAUGGUACUUCGGCUUAUAACUAUACGAACAUUGUUAAUCUAAUGACUAAAGGUUGUGUUGGAAAUGAAGAGAUUGAUUUGAUGUUUAUAGUUGAUUCUUCAAGUAGUUUAAGUAGAGAUGAUUUUGAACGAGCUAAACUCUUUGUCUUAAAUGUAAUAGAGGAAUUUAUAAUUGGCACUACCAAAACAAGAGUGGGUGUUAUAAGAUAUUCUAGUAAAGUGUUUCAAGCUGUAGGUUUCAACAGCCUUCAAAACCCAGCAAAUAUCAAGACUAUGAUAAACAGUAUACCGUAUGAAAGUGGAAACACGGCAACAGCUAGUGCAUUAGAUGCAGCAUUGGCUAAUUUUCAAGCUAAUCCUCGUCAAUCUUCCAUUAAAGCUGUAAUAUUAAUUACAGACGGCAAGUCAGAUGAUAGUAUAGAUACCCAUCAUGCAGCAGAUAGGCUGAAAAAUUAUGGUGCUGUUCUAUUUGGUAUUGGUGUUGGGAAGUUGUUUGACAUGCCAGAACUUGAAUAUAUUGCCACGCCCCCUUCUUGUGUUCAUAUAUUUACAGUGCAGAACUUCCAGGCUAUUAAUUCAUUGAUUGAAGAAAUACAACAUAGUGUCUGUAGAGCUCCAUUAUAUGCUAAUAGAACUGUAACAUGUGAAAUUGGUCACUGUCCACCAUAUGCUUUCCCUUUAUCAUCUGUCGGUUUAACUAUAACUGCCAAUAUAACUUGUGGUGUCACCAAUAUAUACAGUUCUGUAUAUCAACAAUAUCCAAGUCAAGCUUCCUAUGAUAUCCACUCAACUGUAAUGUAUAAUAAAACAUCUGAAUUCUAUCAAGAAUAUACUGGACAAGAACAGUUUCUAUACGUUAAAGUGGAUAAUAAAAUGAUUGAUGGUAAAACUUAUCCUAAUGGAUGCUGGGUAACCUUGACCCCAAACCAAGGUCAAAUAAGUCAUGCUGUUUAUAUUUACUGUGAAGAAAAUGGUGUGAAGAGAAAUUGUACUAAAGAAGAACUAUGUCCAAAUGGUCAAAUGCCUGGCUACAAUCCCUGCACCAAAGAAAAUCUGGCCACAGGAAAAACCAAAUUUCCGUACCCUGGUGAUAACACAAAAUUCUAUUUGUGUGAUUUGAGUGGCAAUGCAUAUGUAGUUAAUUGUCCAGCUGGUCAGGUAUUUUCUGCUAGUUGUGAGAUUUGUUAUGGUAUCGGAACUGGGAUCAUCAGCAACUGUGAUAAUUCUAGCUCAUCAUUUAACUACCUGUGUACAGAGGAGAACCUGUUAGCUGGAAAAUAUUAUUUUGCUCAUCCAGAUAGUAUAUCUCUGUAUAUUCAGUGUGAUCCCUGGGGUCACGCAUUUGUGCGAACUUGUUUAAAUCUUGGAUCCAAUUUUGUUUGGCAGGAAUCAAAACUCACCUGCGAGCCACGUGACACUAGGAUUAAUCCUUGUCCUCACAUGAGCAUUGAUGGGGAACGUUUUUAUGCGUUUCCACCAGAUAGAACUAAGUUCAUAGAAUGCAAUGAUCAGUUAGAUCCUCUUGUUCUCAAAUGUCCCGCGGGGUUAAUAUGGGAUGACUGCGUUAAAACAUGUUCUUAUAAAACUGCAGUUGGUAAAGAUUGUCACAUUGAUCCUAAAGGUCCUCUUGCUGGCUAUAUUCAAGAAUAUGGUGGAAAUUAAUAAAAAGAUUGAAUAAUAUUAAGAAUAAAAUUUUGUUAUUACCAUGAAAUAAGCCUAUCAUGUUAUUGCUUCCUGUAUCUUGAUAUAUAUUUAAAGAUACAUUAUGGGAGAUUAGAUAAAGAGCUGGCAGUUCUCACUAUAAUAGUUAAAAACAAGAUAAUGUAAAUGGAAUUUGCUGAAAAUUUCAGUCAAAUUGAUCCACUCUGAACCGAAAAUUUAGCGAUUAAAUUUAAGGCCUAGGCUCGAUCAUCAUUACUAAAGUCGGUACGAUAAAACACAUAGUCUCGAUUAUCCAUUUUUUGAUUUAAUCAUCAAUAGGUGUUGAGCAGCAAUUCAGAUUCUAAUCCAGUAAAUAUCAUAGGCUAGCGAUGACAUCGAAAGUUGAUUAAGGUCUUUAUAAGUUAAUUAAUGUCUAAUUAAUAAUUUAGAUAACAUUUCAGGCCUAAAGAAAGACCUGCAAUAGGCAGAUUUAGCUCUUGCAUAAUGUAUGUUUAAAUUUAUUAAAUACAUUUGUUAUUAUUCUGAAUAGCAUUUCAUGCUUAUCAUUGGACCAGAAACUGGGGCCCCUCUCGCGCUAUUCAUCUGGU
Messenger RNA from Patella vulgata (common limpet), 2723 nucleotides. RefSeq lists its product as uncharacterized. The record is from RefSeq and is a predicted model, not a curated record. Gene Ontology annotation, molecular function: chitin binding. The transcript has 9 exons. NCBI's taxonomy places the organism in Eukaryota, Metazoa, Mollusca, Gastropoda, Patellidae. The coding region runs from base 16 to 2136 and encodes 706 amino acids. Gene Ontology annotation, cellular component: extracellular region.